UGUUUGUGGAGGAAGAACCUUCAACUAAGCACUCUCUGAGAUGGGCAAAAAUUUAUCCAUGUAAAUCAUACGGUGCAGUAUUAAUACCAAUACAUGUGUAAAGGGUGGUUAACCUACAGCCGCCUGUACAAUAAAAAACGGAAGAAUAAAAAUCGAACUGAGUAAAGUCUCGUCGGCAUUCCACGAAAAAUCGUCCAUCAGACAGGUCCAGAAAACGUCAGAAAAAUGGUACGCGUGGCUGUAAUUGGUGCAGGAGCUGCGGGGUUAUGUGCGUUAAGGCACAUGAGAGCCAAACCCUCUGUUUUUCAACCGGUUGCGUUUGAAUUAGGAGAACGUGUUGGAGGAACGUGGGUAUAUACGGAUCGAACAGGAAUAGAUAAAAAUGGGCAGCCAAUCCAUUCCAGCAUGUAUCGCAAUCUCAAAACCAACCUACCGAAGGAAGUCAUGGCUUUUCCAGAUUUUCCUUUCGACUCCACCUUGCCGUCCUUUAUCAGUCACCUGGAGGUCAUGAAAUAUCUACAGAAGUACACUGAGCAUUUCAACUUGGAACCUUACAUAAAAUCAAAAACAUUGGUGGAAAGAUUGACCCCGAUACAGGAGAACGGCACAAACGACGUAACCUGGGAAUUGACUUAUCGUGAUGUCAACAACUCGCAAGAAAAAACAACUCAAAAAUUUGACGGAGUUGUAGUUUGCAGUGGACACUAUUCCGUACCAUUGAUGCCGAAGCUUCCAGGAAUGAAUAGUUUUGAAGGAGAACAGGUACACAGCCACGAUUACAGAGAUCCUUCAAGAUAUGCCAAUAAAACAGUUGUCUGUCUUGGUGCUGGAGCUUCUGGUGUGGAUAUUGCUAUAGAUAUUAGCUCAAAAGCCAAACAGGUUGUUUUGAGUCACAACAAACCAUUUCUUACUUCACCAAUUCCAGCGAACGUUUCUCAGAAGCCGGGUAUCCGGUCAUUGGAGAAAGAUAGCGUGAAUUUUCGGGAUGGUUCCAGUGUAAAGGCUGAUAUAGUGUUGUAUUGUACUGGAUAUCGCUUCGUAUAUCCAUUUCUUACUGAGGACUGCAAUUUGAACAUCGACGAAGACGAAAGAGUGACGCCCCUUUUCAAACAUCUCAUCCAUACGCAGUUUCCUAGCUUAUCAUUUAUUGGAUUAUGCAAAAUUAUUUGCCCGUUUCCUUCAUUCCACAUUCAAACACAGUUUGCGUUGUCGGUUUUGGACGGAUCCUUAAAGCUGCCGUCGCGGGAGGAAAUGGAUGCUGACACAGAAGAAGAUUUUAAAGCGAGAAUGUGUGAAGGUCUAGCUCGACGUCAUGCUCAUUUUAUGGGUCCACGUCAAUGGGACUAUUCAGACCAGCUGGCUAAAAUGGCUAAUGUAAGUCCAGUCUGGAAAAGCAUCCAAGAACUUUAUGACAUGAUUCACGAGACGAGGAUUAAAAAUCUCUUAGAUUACAAAAAGAUAAAUUAUGAACUUACAGGAUCGGAUUCCUUUAAGGUGAUUAACUGAAACAUUCACUUUGAUUCCAUUCCGAUAAGGAGCUGAGGUAUAAAUAUAAUAUUGUCACAUGAUUUUCAAACCAGCCAAUCAAUACACUUCAAUAAACAGAACCUACGAAAUUCGUCGUUUGAUUUAAAAUUGACGGCCCCAUACUAAGAUAUUUGGAUAAAGUAACUUACGGUUCCAUCUAUUUAUUGAUAAAGAGACAUGAUGAAGAGAAUUACCAGCAGAAUUCCAAUGAGUGACCGAUCAAGAAAGGUCAAAAAGUCUUUUUUUGUUUAUCCAGACUAUGCAUACAUGGACAUUUAUGAUUGGUUAAAACUCUUAAUUAUAUGCAAUAAGAACAUAAUGAUAUGGUUGCGAAUACAUAAUAAUUCAUUAGAUACAAAAAUUAAUCAAAUAGUUUGCUUAAUUUGACUCCU
Messenger RNA from Lottia gigantea (owl limpet), 1919 nucleotides. RefSeq lists its product as hypothetical. NCBI's taxonomy places the organism in Eukaryota, Metazoa, Mollusca, Gastropoda, Lottiidae. Gene Ontology annotation, molecular function: flavin adenine dinucleotide binding; NADP binding; N,N-dimethylaniline monooxygenase activity. The coding region runs from base 226 to 1506 and encodes 426 amino acids. The transcript has 5 exons. The record is from RefSeq and is a predicted model, not a curated record.